AUGCCCAAACCCCUUCAAAAAUCUCUUCACCACUACCUCUCCAAGAUCAAAAAAUCCACAAAACACAUCCAUUUACCAUGCAAAAUCCUCUCAUCUCCAGCCAGUUGGAUCCUCAGAGGCUGCAAACACCCUAAAACACUCUCAUUUGCUGCCAACGAUCGCAACCCAAAACAAACCCACAACAAUAAUGGUGAUGAAGAUCGUGAUGAUGAUGCAGCAACCCUAGAAGACAUCGAUCGCUUUAUGUUUGAGAAUUUCAAGUCACUGUAUCUAAACGAUGACGACAAUGAUGAAGAAGACAAUAACAACAACAACAACAAGAAAACAGGUCUUAAAGAUGAUCAUGAAGAAAAAACAAAUGGGUUUUCGUUCGAAUUGCCUAGGGUUCUCAACCCACCACCAGACCGUUAUAGCUCUCACCAGUUUUUCGUGGGAAACCCUAGCUGGUCGAGUUCAUUAAUGGAGGAAGCGAGGACAAACUCCUCCACCACCGCCACUACGGCCACUACUAAUGAGUCAACGACUAGAAGAGUUGGUGAUGAUAAUUGUAAACGAGUAAUGGGUCCCGAUGAUUUUAUCGCCUUGUUCACGUACUCGCCAAGUCCAUACAAUGAUUUUAAGGAUUCGAUGCAGGAAAUGAUCGAGGCGAGAGUGGAGUAUUGUGGGAAGGUGGAUUGGGAAUUCAUGGAAGAGCUCUUGUUUUGUUACUUGGAUUUGAAUGAUAAGAAGUGUUACAAGUAUAUACUGAGCGCUUUCGUCGAUCUUGUUGUCGUUUUACGGGAGAAUUCCGGUAAGAUUCCGGCGCGAUCAUGGCAGAGGAGGAGAGAGUGA
Camellia sinensis is the source of this 831-nucleotide messenger RNA. It is a transcript of the gene OFP14, whose product is annotated as ovate family protein 14. NCBI's taxonomy places the organism in Eukaryota, Viridiplantae, Streptophyta, Magnoliopsida, Ericales, Theaceae. The record is from RefSeq and is a predicted model, not a curated record. Gene Ontology annotation, biological process: negative regulation of DNA-templated transcription.